CCGCUACUACUCAUGCACAUGCAGAGAAAUCCCAUAACGUGAGGGGCACACACGGAGGGGCACAGCCAGCACACCGGAGGACUAGCUAGUUGUUUUGCUGCUGCCCGUGUACUGUUUACUCGCGCCUUUAUUUAUAUCCAUGCAUCAAGUCUUGUUUGACAGCGACACGUAGUAUUGUUUCACAGCGUCUUUAAUUCACCAAGUGUUGGGACUUGAAGCGAGCGAUGUCGGAGGAGGACUGGGUGGCAACAAAAACAACAGGGCGCGCUGCUGUCCCGUUAGCAUCGCAACGACCUCCAGUCCACGUUGUCUAACCCGAGUACACCCGUCCACGCCUCCUGUUCAAUCCAGUCGAGACUCGUUCUGAGGCCCACUGUGAUGGCCGAGGAGGACCCCCAGCAGCAGCAGCCGGACCGCGGGGCUAGGAGCCUGCCCGGCCUGCUCACCGGGCUGCAGGGCGCUGAGGCCAGUGCUCUGCAGCUCAGGAUCAAGAACUCCAUCUGCAAAUCUGUUCAAUCAAAAGUGGAAAACAUUCUGCAAGAUGUGGAGAAGUUCUCAGACAUUGAAAAACUCUACCUCUACCUUAAGUUGCCUGCUGGUCCGAGCAGUAGCAUUGAUAAAAGUGACCAGAGCGCCCUGUCAUCAAGCCGCACACAACAGAUGCAUGCGUUCAACUGGAUCCGCCAUCAUUUAGAGGAAUACCCAGAGACGUCUCUUCCCAAACAGGAGGUCUAUGAUGAAUACAAGAGCUUCUGUGACAAUCUGAACUAUCAUCCACUGAGUGCUGCAGACUUUGGAAAAAUGAUGAAAAAUGUCUUCCCAAACAUGAAGGCGCGUCGACUUGGCAUGAGAGGAAAAUCAAAAUAUUGCUAUAGUGGACUGAGGAAGAGGCUCUUUGUUCACAUGCCAUCUUUACCCACUCUGGAUCUCCAUAAAACAGGGGAUGAGCUCCAGUGUGAUGUCCUCGAGUCACCGGGCCAGCUUAGCAGCAUAAAGGAGGACGUGCGAUUUGUAGCCUGUGAUCUGGUGUGUGAGUGGGCCCAAAAGGUGCUGAAACGCCAGUUUGAUGCCGUGGAAGAAUUGGCUCGUUUCCUCAUCGACAGCCAUUACAUCAGCAACAAGUCUCUGGCAGCUCUCACCAUUAUGACCGGCACAGCAACAGAGGUUAAGCCUCCACAGAUGGUCUCAGCCUUUGUCCCCACUGCUGAGGCUCACUCCUUCCAGCCUCAUGUGAUGACCCUGUCCUCACCUUCUGUGGAUGCAAAGCAGCAGCUCCAGAGGAAGAUCCAGAGGAAACAACAAGAACAGAAGCUGCACUCUCCAUUACCUGGAGAGGGACAAACCAAGAGGGCAGAUGACAGAGUGCCUUGUGCCAGCCCCACCCCUCCGUCACCUCAGCCAACCAUAGGCAUCAUGGUCGCUGCUGUCCAGAGCCCUAUCACGGUACAAAGAAGCAGGCAGCUGAUGUCCCCCAGUCCAAUGGGAACAAUAGAGAGCAAAAUGCUGCCUAUUAACUUCCAAAUGGUGACCCAGCCACUUCAGGCAGUGAACCAGAGCCCCAAAACCCCGCAAAAUAUUCUAGCCAGUCCAGUGGGAGAACGCACUGCUCGGCAGCGCUACGCGCAGAUCCUGCCCAAACCGGCGACCACAACUGCUGUCACCUUGCGCUCGCCCUCCACCAUGAUCAUUGGCAACAGCCCUGUUAAGACUGUGAUGACUACUUGCCAUGUCAGCCCAGUCAGUUUGGUCAAGAUGACAGCCAUAUCUCUUGCGCCCAACAGCAGCAAUACCACCACUUCCUUCACAAAAGCCCCUCUGCGGCCGGCAUCCGCAGGCACUAGUACUUCUGCAGCUGCAGAAAACUUCAGUUCCAAUCAAAGCAUUAGGAGUACCUCUGCAGUCCCCAUUCUGACCCCAAUGGCAAGGCCUGGGCAGACUACUAACAAUCAUGCCAUCGAUGUUGAAUUGGAAGUUGAAGCUAUACAUAAAAACAGGCAAAUGCAAAAUCCUGGCACUCUAGUUUUCACUCAAGAACCAAUGGCAAAUAGGACUGGCGGGGCUUUACAGAGGGCUGCCAGUGUGCCCAUACCUCAGUCUAAAGGCUUCCUGGGUCUAGAGGAGACAUCCAGGACUAAUUGCAACAGAAAGUCCUCUUUAAACACUGUGGCUGCUGUCCAAAAUUGCAAUAACGGCGCUAAUAAUACAAGCACUAUGCACUUAACUCCCUGCACUCAGAAUAUCAGCGCUGUUUCUUUACUGGACACCAACAUACCACCGUCUUUUGUGGAAAGCAGCAGUGUAACAGCAGCAAAGGAAGGUUUCUUGUCCACUAAGAGCCUCAGGAAACGUUCAGGCCUCAGUCCAGACCUUUCUCCAAUCAAAAGGGUUUUUAUGCCCCAGCAGCCAGAGCUAGAGGGCGCUGCUGGUCUUGGAUAUGGGAUAAGAAACUUGGUUGGGAACAUCCUCAGGCCAGGAGCUCCAACUAGACCUGAAAGUGCACCAGUUACCAGGGAGGUAGAGAUGAAAAUUAGCUCUCUUCCAGUCCACACACACUGGACUUCUUCUUUCAGAGCCAGUGACUUCUUCUCUGUUGCCAAAACACAGAGCUCAGUACAGAGGACAGACCCUUCCUCUGUUAUGGAAACUAGCACCUCACUUAAUCAAGCAUUAAUGCAACAACGGCAGGGGCACACAAUGGCUAACGUGCAUGCCAUACCUAAUAACUCCGGCCUACAAACACAUUCAGGUCUGAGUGAUUUUAGGAGUUCAGCCACAGGGAGCCUGGACCCUCAACAACAUACCUACACUCAGUCCAACCUUGUUACUGAACACUUUAUGAAUCAAGCUUCAUCGUUGAGCCAGCUUCCUAUGCAGACUGAUAUGGAUUACUGUCCCUUUGAUGAUGAUGUGACUCAGGACAGCAUUGUGGAGGAGCUGGUGCAGAUGGAGGAGCAGAUGAAAUUUAACAACCAGCAAAAGUUUGGAGACUGUGUCACAGUGCAAAGCCAACAGGCUACGAUGCCGGACAACAUGAUGUCCACCAAUCAGACCAUGACUGCUUUCUAUCAUGCUGCAAACAGCCACAGCAACCCGAUGCAAACUCCAACACCAACGCCCACACCCACACCCACACCCACGGAAAUGAUGGGAGGAGCCCAAGGCAUCUCCGGAGAGAGCCCUUUCUCCCGUAUUGCCUCCACAACCCCAGUGGACAGCGUACUGGGAAACAGUCGUCACACCCCAGUUGGUACACCUCACUCCAACUGCAGCAGCACUGUGCCUCCCAGUCCUGUGGAGUGCAGAAACCCGUUUGCAUUUACACCCAUCAACUCCAGCAUCACUGGUUUCCAUGAUGGCAGCACCGUUUCCAGCAGCCCGGUUAAGCCCAUGCAGAGACCGAUGGCCACCCACCCAGACAAGACCCGGCUGGAGUGGAUGAAUAACAGUUACAACAGCAACAGCGGGAGUCUAAACAAGUCCAACAAUGGAAUUGGAAUCCUGCCAAGCUAUCAAGGCCUGAUAGGUGAUCAUUUUCAAAAGCCUCACGCCUUUGCCGUCCCUCAUACAAGGCACCAUGACAGCCAUUUUGGCCGCUUGACUCCCAUCUCGCCUGUGCAGCAGCAGGUAGCCAGCAUGACUAACAUGGCCAAGCAGGAGGGCUUUGCUGUGCCUGCCCCUCUGGAUAACAAAGCCACCAACACACCUGCUACAACCUUUCAAUGUCGCAGUGUAAGCCCCGCCGUGCAUCAGAGGAACUUGGGUGGAAACACAGGGAACCCUCCCCAUAUCCCUCGUUCAGUAGUGUCUCCCUUUAACUCUCCUGUUACUCCUGAGAUGUUAAACAUCUUUGUAAACAGCCAGACAAAUCUUGGCGUGAGCAGCAUGGCUCAGAGGAGCCAUUCUGUGCCGCUCAACAUCAUGAUGCAAACUGAGGUCCGGCACACGUCGGGGCAACAAUGCAACAGCAAAAACAUCACCAAUGUCCUUUUGAGCAAGCUGGAUGGGGACCAUGACGACACUAUUCGGGGUCUGGGCAUUAAUAAUUUACCCUCCAGCUACACUGCACGCAUGAACCUCACCCAGAUCCUCGAGUCUGACCCAAACCUCUCCUGCAGUGACAACCAUCUCACCCUGAUGACCUCAGAUUCCACCAGCACAUGCAAGUUGCAGAGGCCAAAUUACCUCAUUGAAAAUACAAUCAAUGAACAAAUAAUCCUUGCAGCAGCUGACAGCCGAGUACAGUCAGCUUCUAGAGAGCAGCAUCAACAACAGGCGCAGGCUAUGUUGCUAACUUUGAGCUCACAGCAGGAUCAAGAAGAACUACAGCAGCAGUUGGAUUUCAGCACCACUGUGAAAGACCUCUUGACAGACAACAGCCUUACUGCUGGCAGUCAGCUCAUGGACCAGGUGUCAGAGCUCACCACAGGUGCGGCAGAUUUCCCCUGUGAAAUCAGAAUGGCGUCAGAGCUCUCCAGUAGCAUCAAUGACCUUAACGCAUUGGACACAGACCUUCUGUUUGACCCCAACCAGCAGCAUGGGCAAUAUCAAAAUGCUGCUGCGGAUGAGUUGGUGAAUGAUGCGCUGUUUCAGCAAAUUACCAGCGAGACGGCACAUUCAAGUGGACUUGACUGGCUCGAAAGCAAAGAUCAUCCAACUGUUGGGUUGAUGGGGUGAGAAUAGUUUUUUUUUUAUAGUCAUGUUGAACAUGUUCACACCGUUUGUUUUAUUUAUUUUCAGGCAUUUACACUUUAUAAUGUAACACUAAACACAUUGAUGUUUGUCCAGGUUAAGUGCCAGGUUGAAAUGCAAUGAUGCUGCAACCCUCUGAUUAAAAUGCUGGUCAUUUCCCUUUAAUCAGAAGACAUCGCCUCACGUUGUUUGAUCAAGAGCAUUUCCAACAAGUAAACAAAGGUUACUGAACAAAAAACUGUUUUUUUAUGUUCAAUAUUUUACUGAAAAGUCAGUGGGUAAAUCAGAGCCAUGGAUUUCUUAUUGUAAAGAAAUGAAACAUAAGUAAUACGCCUUUUUCAAAAGGAUUUCUUUCAUCAUUGUGUCUAAAUCUUUUAACUACAGGCAUUAUCAAACUAAAGUGUAAGGGGAAAAUGUCUAAAUAUAUUUACUGCUGAACUAAUAAUAUUUCAUAAUUGAAAACACAGAUUCAUUGAGAAAAAACCUGGAAGUAUUAAGAGUUAUCUUUGCAGGAGCUUUAAAGUUUUAAGCGCAUUUUCCCAAAGUGAAAAAUAUAUUUACAACAAGACAUGUUAAAAAGUGUACACUCAGUAUAUAGAAAUAUAAUGUUGUGACAGAAACAUCUAACCAAUUUCAUCCCAAAAAAAGCCAUGUAAUAUAUUCUUACAAUGUUCUAGAGUUGGCAUGGAGCAUAUAACAGGAUGUGGAUGAUUUUAAAAUAAUAAACGCAGUAGUGUUACUUUCGUUAAUGAUGGUUCACUUUGAUGGAAUACAUGAAGAGUAUCUGUUAUAUUUAAAUACAAAAUCGUAAAAGUGAUAAAUGUCUUAACUGUCCAUUUAUCUGGUUUUCAGAUCCACAUUUUCAAGCUUUGAGAUGUUAUUCUUUUAUAUAAGGUCUUCCUGACAAUCAUCACAGACUUUGUGCCUCUCAGAAUGAGCCAAUCGAUUUAAAGAGUCAAGUCAACGUUUCAUCUCUUAAUCAUCCCCAAAAUCAAACAACUCUUUCGAUAUGGAGCUCAGACAGCUUGAAGAUGGUGAUAUCGAUAAUAUAAUUAGGACUCUUAUGCACUUUGUUUUGUUUUCAAGCCACAUUUUGCAAAAGUUUGAAUUUACAUGCAGAAUAUGUUUUUAUUCAUCUUAAAUCCAUAGAUAUAUUAGAAAACCAAGCAGUGAAAGAUGAGAGCUUAACUCUUAACCACUGUUAGAUAAAAAGUGAAAUAAUUUAUAAAAUAAUCCAUUUACCCUAAGAAUCCAACUAAACCCCAUGAAUGUGGGUUUCUGCACUUUUAAAGUAUGAUUCUUAGAUAAAAGAAGAAUUAUGGAACAUUGUUUUAGCCAUUUUCCUUAGCACUCAGAAAAUGCAUUAUUUGUAUUGUGUGAAAAUUAUAUUGAGUGAACAUAAUAUGGACUAGGUAAAUGAAAAUGAGCAGAAAUGAACACUAUUUCAAAAAAACUUGAACAAGUUUGUUUUCAUGCAGCACUGACAAUCUGUAUAACUUGUGUUUCUUUGCAUAAAUGCACUGUUUGGUUUGGAUGAUGAAGGAACAGGUUUUGCUGCAGGGCCCAUGGAUUUCAAUCAGCAGGUCUAACAGCUAAUUACUGAUCAAAUGUGAAAGUCUUCUUUGAGAUUAAACUCACAGGGGGUCCCUGAGGGUUUUGGUUUCUGAGCCUUGUGUCCAUACCAAAGACUAACUUUUAACUAUAACCUGCACUAAGAUCUCGGAUGACAUACUUAGUUGUGUUUUCUAACAGCCAUAACAAAUAUAUUCUGUUAAAUAGUUCUUUAUCAGGUCAGUGUUAAGGAGUUAUUUGUUGUCAUUGUUGAUGCUUUUGUUUUUUGUUUUUUUUAUGGAGGCAAAAAAAAACAACCUGUAAUUGAUCCUAUUUCUCUGCCAUCGUUCUGUGUUUUUCGUUUUUACUAUUUAUUUAAAGUGUGUUGUUUGUACAGAAGAUGUAAUCUUGCAAACCGUUCAAUCUUGUAAAUUCACAAUAAUCUGACCUGCACUGUUAUGAUGUUGUGUAGCAUAUGUUUCAUGGCAUAAUACCACAUAUCAGUUACAUUACUAGGUGAAUAAUGAGAACGUGUAACAGAAUUUAGAUUUCAAACUCUUUCAGAACUGGAUUUUGGCAGAACGUUAUCCCAGAAAAUAUUUGCACACACAAAUGCAGCACAUUGAAUCUCUUUCAGUGAUUUGAAUUGACAGUUGUUUUAUACAUUUUAGAAAACUUUAAUUUCUGUAAAAGCAGAUUAUAUCAUUUUAAUAUCUUUUGUGAGUUUAACUUAAUAUUGAACAAUUUGGACAAAUGUUUAUUUAUGUUGUAGUUCUCUUUACUGUGUCUGUGAAAACAAACAAAGCAUUUAUUUGGUUCACACUGAUGUUUGUGUUUGAAGAAGACUUUACCCUUCCCCUUGUUAAAAGUGGUACUGAGCUGUAGAAACGCCCUCUACUGUUAUGUUGCUGGUGUCAGUGUACAGGGGAUUUUUUGUUGUUGUUGCAUUUUAGCAAGUGCUUUUAUAAGGGGGAGUGCUUGUUGAUACUGGUUUUUCAAGACUUUUUAAAACUAAUAAACAUUUUUAAGUACA
Etheostoma spectabile (orangethroat darter) is the source of this 7273-nucleotide messenger RNA. RefSeq names its product DNA-binding protein RFX7. NCBI's taxonomy places the organism in Eukaryota, Metazoa, Chordata, Actinopteri, Perciformes, Percidae. The transcript has 9 exons. Gene Ontology annotation, molecular function: RNA polymerase II cis-regulatory region sequence-specific DNA binding; DNA-binding transcription factor activity, RNA polymerase II-specific. Bases 379 to 4674 code for a protein of 1431 amino acids. The record is from RefSeq and is a predicted model, not a curated record. Gene Ontology annotation, biological process: regulation of transcription by RNA polymerase II.